AUGUCAUCACGACCUCGUCGCAAGGAACCUGCCUCUCUCGGCGAAGCUAAGCCUCUGACUCAAGCUACCUCUGGGACUGGCCCGGAAGUUUCCAGAGGGAGCUCUCCUUCAGAACAGCAUCAAAAGGCAGACACCCCCCUCCAGACACCUCCCUCCAUCCUCGCCCGUCUUCCCCUUGAGUGCUGGCUCCAGAUCCUUGAGUACCUACCACAAAAUGAUCUAGCGAAUAUCAGCCUGGUGUGUCGGGGCCUGAACACAUCUGCUACCGCACUCCUCUACAAAACCAUCGACUGGGGCUGGCAGCAGGGUCCAGAUGAAGAGCCACCCUUCCUAAGACUUAUCAAACUCAUUCAAACCAUCAGUGACCGACCAGAACUCGGUGCCCUCGUCCAGCAUUUAUCCAGCCUGCGGACUCUCAAGCUGGACAGCUCCUUUAUCUACUACGACGGUUAUACUGGGCUGAUGAUGACACAUGCCCUGUUCGGGGCACCUCCGGGCGUCAUGUCGGAUUCUUUCUGGCUCCAGGCUGUGGACUACGGGUCAAACGCCGCCAGACUACGUGUUCAACAUGUGAGCGUUCCUAUUUUCAGAGUCCAGGAACAAUUCGACCGCAGUCAGUUUGUUGGCUGGUUCUUCCUGCCCAGACUCAUGGGCCUAAAGAUAUGGAUUCAAAGCCCAUGUCUUGCAUCAGACAUUGGAAACGGAACCAAAAUCCAGCCAUCGAACCUUGCCCAACUCCGUCAUUUAGGUAUCCUCCAAGCCAUGCCUAACACUGGGGAUAUCAACAAAUUCAUCUCGCAGAUGAAGUCCAUCAAAUACCUCAUGCUAGGUCUGCAAUACGGGACUUGUCUCGAAGAACUACAAAGCAUCGCAGGAACGGCCCCAGGCCUGAGCAGUCUCUCUAACAGCAUCGAGACGCUAAGUCUGAGUCCUGCUUACUCCGUUGUCCGACCCGAAACAGAGGUAGUCUGUGCAGGAGAUCAAGCGGGGCUAAAACUUCCCCACGACAUUUUCAACUCUUUCGAGAGACUCGCAGCCCUUAGCAUCCCUCUCCCAUUGUUACUCAGCUGGGGCGCGCACCAAAACCAACUCACGGAGGCUCUCUCCACGUCUCUCAGAGAUCUUAUCCUCAGAGAAUGCUUUCUGGAGACUCAAAUCUUGUAUCGCCGGCCGAAAGAGGCAAUUCAGUUGUUAAACAAGUUCCUUCUCGACGACGUUCACCGGUUCCCACUUCUCCGCAGCAUCACGCUGGUUGUGGAUAAUGGAAGUGCACAUCAAAAUUCGGCAUCAAUGUCAGACCAGAUUCAUCUCCGGGAGCUCGCACAGCAAUAUCAAGUCGCUGUCCGGGUCACCCAGCUCGAUGGGACAGAGCUGGUGUGA
Molecule: messenger RNA, 1380 nt
Organism: Penicillium cataractarum
Lineage: Eukaryota; Fungi; Ascomycota; Eurotiomycetes; Eurotiales; Aspergillaceae
Product: F-box protein
Exons: 2
Coding region: 1-1380 (459 amino acids)
Molecular function (GO): protein binding
Source: RefSeq, a predicted model, not a curated record